This is a messenger RNA of Osmerus eperlanus (European smelt), 935 nucleotides long. Its product is annotated as extracellular matrix organizing protein FRAS1-like. The record is from RefSeq and is a predicted model, not a curated record. NCBI's taxonomy places the organism in Eukaryota, Metazoa, Chordata, Actinopteri, Osmeriformes, Osmeridae. The coding region runs from base 411 to 935 and encodes 174 amino acids. The transcript is spliced from 6 exons. Gene Ontology annotation, molecular function: protein binding.
GUGUUGGAGUGGGCUUGGAAGUAGCUUGCAAUGCUUGUCACUUCAAACGUCUCUCUAUUGCGCGAAGAUACUGUGGCUUGUGAAUGGUAGUUAAACUCUGAUUAUACGGCUUCCAAAGUGAUAUUAGUCGUCAUGCUUUACAGCUUUUAAAUGUAUGGACGGCGACACCUGCAUUGUUUCUUGGAAGUUUCGCCAACCGCAAACAGUUGGGCUGCAUUCCGUCAAACCGCAACGCUGUGAUCGGACCGCUCUCUACCUGCUCCUGCGCGUUACUUGCUGAAGUAAUCUCUCUCCCGUCCUCAAUUUGCCGUUUUUUCUGGUUUGACUGAAUCGUAAGGAAAUUCAUGAUGGUUUUUAAGAAUUGCUCUGAUUUAAAUUAAGAUCAAACUGCAUUUCCUCCUUUGGAUUGAAUGCUAUAUGCAGUGAAAAUGAGUUUACGGUGGAUCUUGUUAGCCGCUUUGGCUGGAAUCAUUACCAUAACUCCGGGAACACAAGGAGCUUGUGUCCACCAGGGAUCCCAGUACCAGAACAACUCAACAUGGAGACCUCAGUCCUGCGAGGAGUGCAGUUGCUAUGGAGAUGUGGCCGUGUGCACACCGGCCCGCUGCCCAAACCCCCAAUGUGACUUCAAACGGGGAGAGAAGCUGCGCAUCCCUCCCAGUGGCUGCUGUCCGGAGUGUCUGGCCCCAUCCCUCGGGGCGUGUCAGCAUGAAGGAGCCGUUUAUGGGGAUGGCAAGCCAGUGGAGCGUCUCCCUGUGCUCUGUGUGUGUGUGCUCCCUGGGGAGGGUGUCCUGCUCGCCGCCUCCCUGCCCUCCUCUCAGCUGCCUAGCUGGCCAGAGCCCCUUCACUCCUGCUGGAGAGUGCUGCCCCAAGUGUGCCCCGCAUGGAGCUCCCUGCCCCAGUCAGGCCUGAAGUUUCACCUCAAGUCUGUUUGA